ACACUUCAUACCGAUGGCUGGUCAGCUUCAAAUUUCCACCACUUCCAAGGGUUCUCAAUAACUGCGGAGCGACGAUCUCUUCCAGUUUCUCUCAAAGACACUACGGCAGAGCGCAAGACUGCGGAACUACUACUGGUUCAUAUCCGAGCUGUGAUUCGGGAAGUCACCAACAACACAUCAGCUAGCUGGAGAGCACGCCUUAUAGCCUUUGUCACAGAUAAUAGUGGCAAGUCUUUAUCUGCUCGCAACACCAUUGCUGUGGAGUUUCCAGGAAUUCUGUGCUUUCCCUGCUACGCCCACCAGAUUAAUCUCAUUGUCAGAGAUUAUCUGAACAAAUGCGGGGCACAAUUUUUGGCACAGGCAAGAAUGGCCGAUCAGCUCAUCACAUGGUUUCGUAGCCACCCCCGCAUCCUUGGCCUGCUACAGGAAGUUCAACUGCGCACACGCCAUAGAACUCUUACCAUUAUACGAGCUGUCAUCACUCGUUGGAUCGCACACUAUCUUGCAUAUCGCCAUCUUCUGGAAGUCCGGAACGGUUUUCAAAUCCUUUUGAAAGAGGACGAGAACCGAUCUGAAAGUCUACUCAUUACUGGCAAACCUGAGGCAAGGGCAAAAGCAGAACAAAUGAUCAAGCUUAUAGAAACAGGCUACUUCUGGCACUCUCUGGCACGUGCGAAAAGCCAUCUUGGACCGCUUGCACAAGCUGCGAACAUUCUUCAGGCAUCAUCAACCCGCCUUGACCAUGUCCCUCUAGUCUUCGGCAUGCUGUAUCAUCACUUUAACUCCCUUCGCUCAAUAGAAGGAGCUGACGCAGACAACAACACGGCCUGCAGGACUAUUAUUUCCAGUGUCGAAAAGCACUGGAAGGCUGCAGAUCAGGAUAUCUUCAUUGCUGCUAUUAUUCUCCAUCCUGGGUUAAAGUUUCAUCCAUUUAACCCUGGGGAGUUCAGCUUUGCAGAUAUUUUUAUGCUGAUGCAGCGUGUCUAUCUACGCCUUUUUCCUGCUGCUACAGCUCCUCCUCUCACUUUGGAGCAAAAUCUUUGGUCAUAUUUAGAGGACACUGGGCAAUUCAAGGGUAUGGCCAGUCUUUGGACUACUAGACAAGCAGCUAGCAGCACAGAAGCAGCAACCUACUCAGUAAGCCAUGUUCUAUUGUUUCCUGCAAUUGAAUUCAGCUUAGCUAAUUUAUAUUGCUACCAGGACCAGCUCUCGGGAGACGAUCCUUUGUGA
Phanerochaete carnosa HHB-10118-sp is the source of this 1230-nucleotide messenger RNA. RefSeq lists its product as uncharacterized. The annotation marks the transcript as partial. Lineage: Eukaryota; Fungi; Basidiomycota; Agaricomycetes; Polyporales; Phanerochaetaceae. The record is from RefSeq and is a predicted model, not a curated record. The transcript has 3 exons.